This is a messenger RNA of Oldenlandia corymbosa var. corymbosa, 1185 nucleotides long. NCBI's taxonomy places the organism in Eukaryota, Viridiplantae, Streptophyta, Magnoliopsida, Gentianales, Rubiaceae. The record is from the annotation of a GenBank genome assembly.
AUGUUUGGGCGUCAGCGCAACCUCUAUUCAACCUAUAAACGUGUGUCGUCCAAAGAGUAUCCCGAUGACAUUGCCAGAGAAGAUGGACUUGGUCAAUUCCACACUGAUUCAUUGAAAGAAAUUGGAAACGCAUCAUGGAAACGUCCCCUGCCUCAUGUACUGGUUGCAACUAUCUCUUCAUUCUUAUUUGGUUAUCACCUAGGGGUUGUUAAUGACACAUUGGAAAGCAUUUCUAUGGACCUAGGCUUUGCUGGAGACACGCUAGCUGAAGGAUUGGUGGUGAGUACAUGUCUAGGAGGUGCUUUCCUUGGUUCGAUAUUCAGUGGCUGGACAGCAGAUGGUGUUGGUCGCAGAAAGGCUUUUCAGUUGUGUGCUUUACCUAUGAUGAUUGGCGCUUCCAUGAGUGCAACUACGACUAGUCUUGGGGGCAUGCUACUUGGGAGGUUGUUCGUUGGAAUUGGAAUGGGUCUUGGUCCGCCUGUGGCAGCUCUUUAUGUGGCAGAGGUGUCUCCAUCUUUUGUUCGAGGGACUUAUGGAAGCUUUACUCAGAUUGCAACAUGUCUUGGACUUAUUGCGUCAUUUUUAAUUGGUGCUCCAGCCAAAGAUGUCACGGAUUGGUGGCGAAUGUGCUUUUGGGUUUCAGUUGUUCCUGCUGCCUUUCUUGCAAUCUUAAUUCAACUUUGUGCUGAAAGUCCUCAUUGGCUACUUAAGAGAGGAAGAGUUGCAGAAACUGAGGAAGAACUUCAGAGGCUUUUUGGACCAUUACAUGUCAAAAGUUCAAUGGCAGAGCUGACAAAGUCAGAGAGGGGGGAGGAAGCUGAUGUUCUCAACUUUUCAGACCUGUUCUACGGUCGUCAUGUUAGAGUGGUUUUAAUCGGUUCCAUCCUCUAUGCAUUACAACAACUAUCUGGUAUAAAUGCUGUAUUCUACUUCUCCUCAACCGUGUUUAGAAGUGCUGGCGUACCUUCAGAUGUAGCGAACAUAUGCGUAGGAAUUGUAAACUUAUCAGGUUCAAUUGUUGCAAUGGUUUUGAUGGAUAAGUUAGGGAGGAAGAUGCUUUUAGUUUGGAGUUUCUCAGGCAUGGCAACCUACGCAUCGGCCAUGGGGCUUCAAGUGAUUGGGGCAAGUCCACUUUUGUCUGGAUCUAAAGUUCCCUAUCUAUCUGUUGUUGGCAUGCUUCUGUGA